UUCUGGAGAUGCGAGCUGAGCGCAUACUGGAGUCAGCGACGCUGGACACUCGGCUUGCUUUUGCGCCUCAUUCGGAGGCUAAAUAUUCCUAUAGCGUCCGAUUACGCAGCAACCCUGAUUCCUAUCAGUGCUGCAUGGCUUUAUUUAUAAGAAAAAUAUUUUUUACUGUUAUUUCAUUUUUAUACAAGCUCCUGGGAAAUCGCUUGUUGUAGUUCACUGUUAUGCGCUCCAGCUGAAGAAAUUAUUUAAGCAAGACUUUUUUUUCCAGUGUCAGAGAAAUAUUCUACUGCCAUACUGGACGUACUGGGAAAUCGCGGACUGGACUGUUAGCGUUAAGAGGUUUGCCUGCAACGGCAUCGCUUGUGAGAUUCCCCGACUGACAGCGUUUUCCUCGAUCUGGAUUCUUUUCUAUCUACUGAAGAGGCUUUGCAAUUUGAAAUAAAAACAGUUCUGAAAAGGAACGGAAAGCUCACCUAAACGUCAAGGAUCUCGUGGAAAUUAUACUUAAAGCAUAAUUUUUAAUUAUAAAAUACAUCUGGACGCACCUGGAUUUUUUGUAUGCAGAGAAGAAUUACCCUGAUGCAUUUUUAGACGGAGAUCUCUUUCGGAAUUUCAUUUCAAUUCAUGGACCCGUUUUACGGAAUGCUCUACUACUUUAUUAUAUAUAUUUUUUGAGAAUAAGGGCCGUUUGUUAGGCCGUUUCUUUUUUCUUCAAAAUGGUCGGUACCCAAUACCAAUCUUGUCACCCAGUUUAUAACCUAUUAUCAGCCAUAUCCAAGUACGUGGGUAAAUUCGUUUUCUGACUCUUAUAAGAAUGCGUUCCUAUCGGUACUGUAAAUGUUAUUAUUUUUCAAUGUAGCAUCCUGGAAAUUGAGACUAAUGUAAUAACUGAUAAAAUGAAGUGAUGAAAGGCAGGUCCUCUAUCGUACAACGAGUAAAUUAGAUUAAGGAGCGUGUAGUUUAUACCAGCAGCUGUACUAAUUGGUUUCUGUUGGUUAAAUCUGACAUUCACUUGACAACUUUCUAAUGUAAUGAAUUCACCGGAGGAUUUUGCACUUUGAUUAUUAGAGGUAUUUACACAGGCAGCAGUACAUGAUUAUCCUACAGAAGGUAGACUAGAAUAUUUGACUUUAAAGAGAAGAAAAUCAACAAGUACGAUGAGCUCUGCGGAGAUGGAUUUUAUACAAAUUCUCCUGAUAGCUCUUCUGUUCUGGCCUGGGGCCGAUGCUGUCAUUAAUCUGAAAUACUCAGUAGACGAGGAGCAAAGAGCGGGGACAAUCAUUGCAAAUGUUGCAAAGGACGCGAAAGAUGCCGGAUUUGUGGUUGAUCCCCGGCAACCGUCACUGCGAGUCAUUUCCAAUUCGGAGCCGCAUUGGGUGGACAUCAGCCCGGCUGGGCUCCUGAUCACCAAGCAGAAAAUUGACCGGGAUGCAGCCUGCCGACAAAACCCGAAGUGUUACAUAUCUUUGGAGGUUAUGUCCAACUCAAUGGAAAUCUGCGUGAUUAAAAUCGAAAUUAAGGACCUCAAUGACAAUGCCCCUCGCUUCCCCACAGACCACAUAGACAUUGAAAUUUCUGAGAACGCCUCCCCUGGCACCCGGUUUCCCCUAGAGGGGGCAAACGAUCCGGAUUCAGGUACUUUUGGCGUGCAGACGUACGAGAUCACCCCGAACGAUCUGUUCGGACUGGAGAUCAAGACUAGGGGGGACGGGUCUAAGAUUGCCGAGCUCGUUGUGGAAAAGAUGCUGGACAGGGAAACACAGUCUCACUACACUUAUGAGAUCACUGCGGUAGACGGGGGGGACCCUCCGAAGUACGGCACGGUGCAGCUCAAUAUUAAAGUCGUCGAUUCAAACGACAACAAUCCGGUUUUCGACGAGCCCGUCUAUACGGUAAACGUGAUGGAGAAUGCUCCCAUCAACACGGUGGUCAUUGACCUAAACGCCACCGACCCCGACGAGGGUACGAACGGCGAGGUGGUGUAUUCCUUCAACAGCUACGUGGCCGAGAAGACGCGGGACGUGUUUAAAAUCGACCCCCGAACCGGCGUGAUUACCGUCUCGGGGGUGUUGGACUACGAAGCCAUGCAUAUUUAUGAGAUCGAUGUUCAAGCCAAAGAUCUGGGUCCCAACUCGAUCCCGGCUCACUGCAAAGUGACGGUGAACGUAAUGGACGCGAACGAUAACGUGCCGGUAAUUAGCCUGCUGUCGGUGCACAGUGAGAUAGUGGAAGUGAGUGAGAAUGCACCCCUUGGGUAUGUCAUAGCACUAGUGAGGGUCUCCGACAAAGACUCGGGGGCCAACGGGAAGGUGCAGUGCAGACUGCAAGGCAACGUCCCCUUCAGACUCCAGGAAUACGAGAGCUUCUCCACCAUACUUGUUGAUGGGAGACUGGACAGGGAACAGAGGGACACGUACAACCUUACAAUCCAAGCCGAGGACAGCGGAAUCCCCUCCCUAAAAACCACCAAGUCGUUUGUGGUCAAGGUGACCGAUGAAAAUGACAACCCCCCUCACUUUACCAAACCGCAUUACCAGGAAAUGAUCCUGGAGAAUAACACUCCCGGUGCUUAUUUGCUUUCCGUAUCGGCCCGGGAUCCCGACCUGGGCUUGAACGGCACUGUCACCUACCAGAUCGUUCCGUCCCAAGUAAGAGACAUGCCCGUGUUCACGUACGUGUCCAUAAAUCCCAAUUCCGGCGACAUCUACGCCCUCAGGUCCUUCAAUCACGAACACACCAGGACGUUUGAGUUCAAAGUUUUGGCCAAAGACGGGGGGAACCCGUCCCUGUCCAGCAACGCCACGGUGAGGAUCGUCGUCCUGGACGUCAACGAUAACACCCCGGUUAUGACCACCCCACCUCUGGUUAACGGUACCGCCGAGGUAUCCAUCCCGAGAAAUGCCGGGGUGGGUUAUUUAGUAACACAGGUGAAAGCGGACGACUACGAUGAAGGCGAGAACGGGAGAUUAACAUACUCCAUCUCGGAGGGGGAUCGGACCUUCUUUGAGAUAGAUCAGGUGAACGGCGAGGUCCGGACCACCAGGAUGUUCGGGGAAAACGCCAAGGCGACCUACGAGAUCACCGUGGUGGCUCACGACCACGGCAAGACCUCUCUGUCCGCCUCGGCUUUCAUCGUCAUCUACCUGUCGCCGGAUCUGAACACGCAGGAAUCCAUGGGACCGGUGAACCUGUCACUCAUCUUCAUCAUCGCCCUGGGCUCUAUCGCUGCCAUCCUGUUUGUCACCAUGAUAUUCGUGGCUGUCAAGUGCAAAAGGGACAACAAGGAAAUUCGAACUUACAACUGCAGGGUGGCAGAGUACUCUUACGGCAACCAGAAGAAGUCCAGCAAGAAGAAGAAACUGAGCAAGAAUGACAUCAGACUCGUCCCCCGCGACGUGGAGGAGACCGACAAGAUGAACGUGGUGAGUUGCUCUUCUCUCACCUCCUCGCUCAACUACUUCGACUACCACCAGCAGACCUUGCCGCUGGGCUGCAGGCGGUCGGAGAGCACCUUCCUCAACGUGGAGAGCCAGAACUCACGCAAUGCCGCCCCCAACCAUGGCUAUCAUCAUACCUUCACCGGGCAAGGCCCGCAGCAGCCUGACCUCAUCAUCAACGGCAUGCCGCUGCCAGAGACGGAGAAUUAUUCCAUGGACUCCAGUUAUGUAAAUAGCAGAGCGCACCUUAUUAAAAGCACAUCAACAUUCAAGGACUUGGAAGGGAACAGCCUGAAGGACAGCGGGCACGAAGAGAGCGACCAGACGGACAGCGAGCACGACGUCCAGAGAGGCCUGUACGCCGACACAGCUGUCAACGACGUGCUGAACAUGAGCCUUCCACCAGGGGGCAGUCAGCUUCCCGAGCAAGAGACCGUUGAAAGUUUCCACUGCCAGGACGAAUGCCGGAUUCUGGGCCACUCGGACCGCUGCUGGAUGCCCCGAGUACCCAUGCCGGCUCGUGCCAAGUCCCCGGAGCACGGCCGCAACGUCAUUGCCCUGUCCAUCGAGGCGACCACUGUGGACGUUCCGCACUACGAGGACUGCGGCACCAAAAGGACUUUUGCCACCUUCGGCAAGGACGGACCCGAGGAGACGGACCGGGCCGAGCCAAAGGGCAAGAGGACAGGCGAGGCCUCGGCAUGCAGCCCCAAGGCCAAUGGUGCUGUCCGUGAGGCCGGCAAUGGCCGGGAAGCCGUAAGCCCCAUUACCUCCCCCGUGCACCUCAAGAGCCCUCUGUCCAAGCCCCCCUCAACUUACGGCACGCUGAAGUGUCGGGACGCGGAGAGGAUCGCCAACCACAGCCUGCUGCGGCAGCCCGAGGGGAAGGACAGUGAGCCAGCCAUGCGCGAGAUCAACCAGCUACUGCAGGAUGGUCGCGACAAGGAUUCCCCCAGUAGCAAGCGACUGAAAGACAUCGUCCUAUAAGCUGGCAGGAGUCAGCAGAGAGCCCAAAAACGGGAGCACAUGCACAUACGCACUUAUGUGUGUGUGUGUGCACGCGUGUGAGAGGGAAAGGAACAGGGGAAUGGCGAGAUGGCACGACAUGUGCUGGGAAGGGCCCGUGGAGACACGCUUGAAGAGGCACCGUAUGCUGCCAUCUUAGUCUGCUGGCCAACAGAUGGCUUUGAUGUGGCUUUGUCUUUGCAGCACUAAAUUCCCGCCUUUGUUUUUUUGUCCACCAUCCUGAAAAGUGUGCUGGGGAAAGGGGGGGGGGUGGGUUAUGUUUACUGAGUAACAUGCCAAAACACACCGUUCAGAGUUUGUCCCUCCUCUUUCUGGGAAUGGCCGCGACAUUCAAACUGGAUAUGUCACAACAGCCAUGCCCUUGGACAACAGUGGAGUCAUGCCUUUCAAACGCGUCUCUGUUGAUCUCUGAUGUUGCCUUUUUUCGGUUUGCGGAGUGAUUUUUUAGCUGAAAGACUGUUUGACGUUGCUUUCAAAAAAGAGCCGUUCCCCCCCCAUCAGACCCAUAUAUACAAACAACACAGAACCAUCUUUUUUUAAAAAUUAAAAAAAAAAUGGCUUAUUUGAUUUUGCAAUGCAAAAAUUGAGCCAAAAAACUUCUCUCAUCCUAAUUUUCCAAGCUUUGACGUGUCCAAUAACAGACUCCCUCUGCAUCCCUGAGGACAACCCUGUGUCUCCAAACACGCCGAGACCAUUACAGUAUUUGCAUUCUUUUUUGCCUCUGAUGGAGCUAAUUGUACACUGAGUGUCAGCCGAAAGUCCGCUGGAAACUCAAGGAGGGAAAGGCCAGUCCUUCUGCCGAAAACGAAACCGAACGGAAAGACUUGUUUUAUUUAGAAUCUCCUGUGCCCAUUCUUGAUUGUAGCCGGUGGGGCACAGUUUACUAGAACCUUGUGCUCGGGUCUUGUAACUCUUUUAAUUCUGACUGUGGGGCUAGGAUAGAAGGGAUCGUCACUCACACGUGUUGCUAUGUGAAACUCUGCAUAGGGAUUACUAUUAUCAUUUUUAAUAACCUGUUGUUAUGUGACAAUCCCUUUAAUGUUUUGUUUCAAGAGGAAAAAAAUAAACAUUGGUGUUUAACUGAAGCUACAGUAGCGUUUGUUACACAAACACAAAAGGAAAAAAAAAACAUAUGCCAAAAUAUAUUUUAUAAAUAAUUUAAAAUGUAUAAUGAGAAUAUUUAAUGCUGUGUAGUUAUUUUAUUAGUAAGUUAUACUUGAAAUUAACAGGCUUUUGUUUCCCUUUUCUUUUUUAUUAUGACCUUUAUUUUUUGAAAUUGAACAUUGAUUUUCGUUUACUGUGUUACCCCUGGCAACUGUUGACUUGCAGUCUACCUUGUUGUAAACGAGUUUCUUAUUGGUCAGUUCUUGUGCCAUCAAGUUUCUGUGUGGGCAAAUAGAAAAAGAAAAAGACAAAAAAAAAAAAAACGCUAUUUCAGCACCAACUGUAGUGUCAGUUCAACGAGCUUAGAGUGAGAUAGCAGAAGAAACCAAAAAGAAAAUAAAAAAUAAAAAUGCAAACAACCAGGAUCACAUUGAGGUUUUGAGUUCAACAUUAAAGCAGAAGGUAAAGGGUUCUAAGAUGGAUGGGUGAUUUUAUACAUUCUGGAACAACCAGUUCCUGCGGGGAGAUCUCAAAGCAGACUAGACGAAGGGUCACGCAGUAAUAUGAGAUCUCCCAAUGAAAACAAAUACGCUCAGCUUAACAGCGAUUCCACCCUGCCUUUUUGUUCGAACCAGUAUGCGAAAAUACAGAGAUAACAGAUCGUUCAAGGUACUGCAAAUGCACAGAAAGUAACUAAAUGCGACCUUAAGUCUGAUAGCUGGGCUUAACCCUAAAAGGGUAAAUGGAGAGGAGGAAGAGGCCUAUCUGCUCCUCUUAAUGGGUUUUUUCAGAUGCUUUCUGAUGGAAACACGCGGACAGAUAUGCGUGAUUAAAAGGACAUGUUCCAUACAACGACAUAGAAAUUGUAGAUGAAUGUUUUGAAGGUCUCACCAAUAGCUUCUGGCAACAUGAAAAUCAGAAUAAUCACUGAAUGUAUACAGCAGCUUAUUAUUAAACUAUUAAAUGUUCUCA
Molecule: messenger RNA, 6539 nt
Organism: Brienomyrus brachyistius
Lineage: Eukaryota; Metazoa; Chordata; Actinopteri; Osteoglossiformes; Mormyridae
Gene: pcdh19
Product: protocadherin 19
Biological process (GO): homophilic cell-cell adhesion
Cellular component (GO): plasma membrane
Molecular function (GO): calcium ion binding
Source: RefSeq, a predicted model, not a curated record